AUGUACAGCGGCUUCAAUCUGCAAAUGGUCCUCUUCCAAGCCAUCGUCGAAGACCGUGACAAAGGCCCCCAAGGCGCUUCGAUCACCGUCACUCGCCUUGGGCCAGAGAAUCCAAACCCAGAGCAGCACACCUUCACUGGAUACUCCGAACAUCAAAUCCGUUUCCCCCUCCGACCAGACGUCAGCACCCUCGAAAAACGAUACCUCGACAUGCACGGCAGCGCCUGCGAAGUCUACGACAUGGGGCCCAUCAUCUCCGCCUGGUUCACCAAAUACCUAAACUUCGAAACCAAACUGAUGUACAUCGGCAACAACGCCCGCGUAGUCCUAGGCUCCGGCGCUCCCAACGGAGACAUGGCAAUCGCAAAACGUUCGCCAACCCUCGCACCCCUCCGCAAACUCCUCCCGAAACUGCUCAAAACGCCCACGGAAACCAUCACGUUCCAAGACAUCGGACAGUAUCUCGUCGUGACCAAAGAAUCCAACGACGAAGUCUCCUCCCGCCUCGCGGAUGGACAGAAGAUGAACAUUCACAAAUUCCGCCCCAACAGCAUCGUCUCCGGCUCGCCGACGCCCUACGACGAGGACUUCUGGGCGCAGCUCGUCUUCCCCAGUAAUCUGAAGAUGGACUUCGGCGGGACAUGCUGGCGAUGUCAGGCGAUCACGGUGGAUCUAAAGACGGGCAAGAGAGCCGAAGGGGAGGAGGGGGAGGUGUGGAAGAGGCUGAAUAAGGACCGAAGGGUGGAUACGGGGUGGAAGUAUGGGCCGGUUUUUGGGAAGUAUAGUUAUACUGGGUUGGGGGAUGUGGGGAGGACGAUUGGGGUGGGGGAUGAGGCGGUGUUGACGAAGAGGGUUAGGGAGCAGCCUGUUUUUGACUGGCCUCUUCCGAAGGCGGUUGUUGCUGCGUUCUCUGGUUGA
Molecule: messenger RNA, 918 nt
Organism: Zasmidium cellare ATCC 36951
Lineage: Eukaryota; Fungi; Ascomycota; Dothideomycetes; Mycosphaerellales; Mycosphaerellaceae
Exons: 2
Coding region: 1-918 (305 amino acids)
Molecular function (GO): pyridoxal phosphate binding; molybdenum ion binding; catalytic activity
Source: RefSeq, a predicted model, not a curated record